Messenger RNA from Theileria parva strain Muguga, 857 nucleotides. RefSeq names its product putative integral membrane protein. The coding region runs from base 367 to 732 and encodes 121 amino acids. The record is from RefSeq and is a predicted model, not a curated record. The transcript has a single exon. Lineage: Eukaryota; Apicomplexa; Aconoidasida; Piroplasmida; Theileriidae.
UUCUAGAUUUUUCUCAUUUUGUCCUAAUUUCCAUAUUUUUCAAAAUUUCCCCAAAUUUUUACAUUUUAAUGAUUUUUUCAAUAAAUUUAUCUAAAAUUGUUAUAAAUUUGAUUAACUGUGUAAUAUAACCAAUUCUUAUUGCUAAUAUAAUUUUAAUGCAAAAGGGUAUAAAAAUAAUUCUGGUGACUUCAUUUGUAUCAAUUUGUACUAUGGAACUUGUAAUUUGGCAAAAGAAAGCGAAUCAACGUAAGAGGCACGCUGGAGUUUUAAGGGAUAUCUCCAAUAGAAUACACAGUACAGUUGAAUAACCUUGUUAUUAACUUUAUUCCUAAAAUAUAAAUUAAUAAUUGCAAUAAUCUUACAGUUAUGGGUGGAAUGAACUUUGAUAAUGCCUAUAAUUCUUCUAGGGAUCCAAUCCCUGGAUUUAAUAUGAGUCGUGUUCAAGGUGUAGAGAAUUUUAAACGCAAUGAGCACUUUCUUUACCUUAAACAACAGGAAUCUGAUCCCGGGCACACUUCAAAUGACCCCAAAUCUACCAAUAAAAAUCCUAAUUUAAAUUAUAAACCGCCCAAUUUCACCUCUGGAACAGAUAAAUUUUCAAAGGUCAGACAAUACAUUCAAGAGAAUAAAGAUUUGAAAUCAAUUGCCAGAGGCAAAAAAGCUACUAAAUUAGCUUUUCUUGGAGUCUCAGUUGUUUUCUGUAUCGCUUGUUCUAUUGGACUCUAUUGGUAAUUUUUUUAAACAAUUCACUCCAUUCUUCACUAGUUCACCAUAUUUUUCACUAAUUCACUAAAAAUUUCAACAAUUUAAUAUAUUUUAUCAUCAAUUUCACUUUAAUCGUAAUAUUUCUAAUGUAU